Molecule: messenger RNA, 14617 nt
Organism: Calidris pugnax (ruff)
Lineage: Eukaryota; Metazoa; Chordata; Aves; Charadriiformes; Scolopacidae
Gene: DGKH
Product: diacylglycerol kinase, eta
Exons: 30
Coding region: 10-3672 (1220 amino acids)
Biological process (GO): intracellular signal transduction; diacylglycerol metabolic process; lipid phosphorylation
Molecular function (GO): ATP-dependent diacylglycerol kinase activity; protein binding
Source: RefSeq, a predicted model, not a curated record
UCCGGGAAGAUGGCCGGGGCCGAGGCGGGGAUGAGCGGCGCCGGGAUCCCGCAGCAGCCCCAGCCCCAACCCCCGGCGGCGGCGGCGGCGGGGCCGGCGGACGAGUCGUCGGACAGCGAAGGGGAACACGAGGGCCCCCAGAAACUCAUCCGGAAAGUGUCCACCUCCGGCCAGAUCCGCAGCAAGACAAGUAUAAAAGAGGGAUUACUACUGAAGCAAACCAGUUCUUUUCAGAGGUGGAAAAAGCGUUAUUUCAAACUUCGAGGGCGUACCCUUUACUAUGCUAAGGAUUCCAAGUCUCUAAUAUUUGAUGAAGUUGACCUGUCAGAUGCCAGCGUAGCUGAAUCGAGCACAAAAAAUGUCAACAACAGCUUCACGAUAAUCACUCCAUUUAGGAGGCUAAUACUGUGUGCUGAAAACAGAAAAGAAAUGGAGGACUGGAUAAGCUCUCUGAAGUCCGUUCAGUCCAGAGAACACUAUGAGACCGCACAGUUUAAUGUGGAACAUUUCUCAGGGAUGCAUAACUGGUACGCCUGCUCCCACGCCCGACCUACCUUCUGUAACGUGUGUAGAGAGAGCCUCUCUGGAGUCACUUCUCAUGGCCUGUCUUGUGAAGUGUGUAAGUUUAAAGCACAUAAAAGAUGUGCUGUCCGAGCAACAAAUAACUGCAAAUGGACUACGUUAGCCUCAAUUGGAAAAGACAUCAUUGAAGAUGAAGACGGUAUAGCGAUGCCUCACCAGUGGUUAGAGGGCAACCUGCCCGUCAGUGCCAAAUGCGCAGUCUGCGACAAGACUUGUGGCAGUGUUUUACGCCUGCAAGAUUGGAAGUGCCUUUGGUGUAAAGCUAUGGUUCACACUGCCUGUAAAGAUCUGUAUCCUCGUAAAUGUCCGCUUGGCCAAUGUAAGGUAUCGAUCAUACCUCCAACAGCACUAAACAGUAUAGACUCUGAUGGUUUCUGGAAAGCCACAUGCCCGCCAUCCUGUGCCAGUCCUCUUUUAGUUUUUGUUAACUCAAAGAGUGGAGACAAUCAGGGAGUAAAGUUUCUUCGUCGAUUCAAACAGUCAUUAAAUCCAGCUCAGGUGUUCGAUUUAAUGAAUGGAGGACCUCAUUUAGGUUUGCGGUUAUUUCAGAAGUUUGACAACUUCAGGAUUCUUGUGUGUGGCGGCGAUGGAAGCGUGGGUUGGGUCUUGUCAGAAAUUGAUAAGCUGAGCUUGCACAAACAGUGUCAGUUAGGAGUGUUACCCCUUGGUACUGGAAAUGACCUCGCUCGUGUCCUUGGCUGGGGAGGAUCCUGUGAUGAUGAUACGCAACUUCCUCAGAUUUUGGAGAAGCUAGAACGAGCCAGCACGAAAAUGUUAGACAGGUGGAGUAUAAUGUCAUAUGAACUGAAAUUACCAGCAAAGCCUUCUAUUCUUCCAGUGACUGCAGAAGAGUCAGAGGAAUGUCAGAUAUCUGCUUAUGAGGACUCAGUUGCUGCUCAUCUUGCAAAAAUUCUCAAUUCCGAUCAGCACUCAGUUGUCAUAUCAUCUGCCAAAAUAUUAUGUGAAACCGUAAAGGACUUUGUUGCCAAAAUAGGGAAAACUUAUGAAAAACCAAUGGACAAUGCAGAGGAAGCUGAUGCCAUGGCCAUUAAAUGCACCGAGUUAAACGAGAAGCUAGAUCUGUUGCUCCAGGCUCUUCACACAGAAGCCCAGGCUGCUCCCAUUCUCCCAGGCAUCACUCCCCCCAUCGUGGAAGAAGAAGCAGAGGAGUUCUCGAGUGAAGAAUCCUUGUCUGAAAGUAAAGAGCAAUUAGCGGAGUGCGUCUCAAAGUCUUCCACCCAGAAACUCUUCAAACCGAGGGAACAGCUAAUGCUGCGGGCGAACAGCUUGAAGAAGGCUGUGAGGCAGAUCAUCGAACAAGCAGAGAAAGUUGUGGAUGAGCAGAAUGCUCAUAGUGAAGAACAAGUGAACCAAUCCCCAACAGAAUAUAGCAAAGAAUUGGAUGACUCCAAAGAAGAGGAAAAAGAGGAAGAUACAAAGGAACUUGAGUCCCCAUCAAGUAAAACUGCACCAAGAUCUCCAGAUCGACGUACAAGCCGAGGUAUCCAAUCUCAGACAGGCUCUUUCUCUGCUCCAGCUUUGGCUGCAAGCAAAGAAAACCUCCCAGUGCUUAACACUAGAAUUAUCUGCCCAGGUUUGAGGGCUGGUCUAGCUGCUUCUAUUGCAGGAAGUUCAAUUAUUAGCAAAAUGUUGCUAGCAAACAUCGAUCCAUUUGGUGCUACGCCGUUUAUUGACCCGGAUCCAGAUUCACUGGAGGGUUAUUCAGAAAAAUGUGUCAUGAACAACUACUUUGGAAUUGGGUUAGAUGCAAAAAUUUCACUAGAAUUUAAUAACAAGCGAGAAGAGCACCCUGAAAAGUGCAGAAGUCGGACGAAAAACAUGAUGUGGUAUGGAGUUCUUGGCACAAAAGAGCUACUGCAGAGAACUUACAAGAACUUAGAACAGAAAGUUCAACUGGAGUGUGACGGACAGUACAUCCCCCUUCCGAGUCUGCAGGGCAUAGCUGUGCUAAACAUUCCCAGCUAUGCUGGUGGGACUAAUUUCUGGGGUGGAACCAAAGAAGAUGAUAUAUUUGGGGCUCCGUCGUUCGAUGAUAAAAUCUUAGAAGUCGUUGCGGUGUUUGGCAGCAUGCAGAUGGCAGUUUCAAGAGUCAUCAAACUGCAGCACCACAGGAUAGCUCAGUGUCGGUCAGUAAAGAUCACCAUACUUGGUGAUGAAGGGGUUCCAGUGCAAGUCGAUGGAGAGGCAUGGAUCCAGCCCCCAGGAGUUAUUAAGAUCAUACAUAAAAACAGAGCGCAGAUGCUAACACGAGACAGAGCCUUUGAAAAUACCCUGAAGUCUUGGGAGGACAAACAGAAGUAUGAUUCCUGUAAACCUGUCAUUCGAUCACCCUUGUACCCUCAGCAGGCUGUGGAGUUGGCUACAGAAGAAGAAGUUGCACAGAUCCAGCUGUGCUCACAAGCUGCAGAAGAACUGAUUACCAGGAUCUGUGAAGCAGCAAAAAUACACGGCCUCUUGGAGCAGGAGCUUGCUCAUGCUGUUAAUGCCUGUUCACACGCAUUAAAUAAAGCCAACCCGAGGUUUCCUGAGAGCCUUACCAGAAACACUGCCAUGGAGAUAGCUGUCAAUGUGAAGGCCCUACAUAAUGAAACUGAAUCUCUGCUAGUAGGAAGAGUCCCUUUGUUAGAAGCUCCCCACGAAGAGCUGCUGUCUGAUGCUUUGCACAGCGUGGAAAUAGAGUUGAGAAAACUUGCUGAGAUACCUUGGCUUUAUUAUGUUUUUCAACCAAAUGAUGAUGAGGAUCCCCCACUGGAUUAUGCUAAAAGAAACAACAGAAGUACAGUGUUCCGCAUAGUGCCAAAGUUUAAAAAAGAAAAAGUUCAGAAGCAUAAGACCAGCCCUCAGCCUGUUCAAAAAUGGGGCACAGAUGAAGUUGCUGCUUGGCUGGAUCUGCUCAGUUUGGGAGAGUACAAAGAAAUCUUCAUCAGCCAUGACAUCCGAGGCUCUGAGCUUUUACAUCUGGAAAGGCGAGAUCUUAAGGACCUGGGGAUAACGAAAGUGGGGCAUAUGAAGCGAAUUCUCCAGGGAAUUAAAGAGCUCGGCAAGAACGCCCCUUUGUCUGAAGUGUAAUUACGCUGGUGCUCUCCCUAGAGAGAGAAGGGAAAGUUGCUGGAGAAGCAAAGCUGUUGAGGCCACUUUGCUGUCUUUGUAGUUUACUCUAUGGAAGAAUAAGCGCCGGUGUUUGUACAGGCUCCUAUCUCUGAAUUCUUGUAUGGUGAAGAGCUUGCUGCAAGAGUACAGAAGGAUUUGUGCCAAAAAAAAAAAAAAAAAAAAAAAAAGGAAAAGGUGGUAUGUUCUGCGAAGACGUUUCCUUGGUGUGCAAACUUGGCCAGUCCGGAGAAGCAUGUUGUGGUGGUCAAUCAGAGGGUCUGUGGGGAACUGCACCGACUGGAAAAUAUAAUCAAGAAAUGAUCCGCUUUGCUUUCAUGCAGCUCCGUUACGCCUCUCUUUAUGCUGCAGCAAGAAGAUACCACUGUACAGCGUUGAGGUUGCCUGGUUCUCCUUCCGAGGCCUAGCUCCGGAAAACCAACCUCCUCUGCAGGAGACCAAGAAGUUCUGGAGGUUCCACCACGUGAGCCUGAGCAGCAGUGCCGCGGGUACCCAGCGCUCCCCGGCCACGCGGAAUUUGGGGAGAGAUCCCUUGGGAUGCCAUGAAUGCAAACUCUGAUGCAUGGUGUGCCUGCCUGAAUCGUCUGUUGUUCUGUUGCAUGACACAUCUGAUACUUUAAACACUUGAACAACUUUUAUAUCAGUUUGAAUGAGGUUUAAUUUAUUACUACUUGAGUGUCUUUUUUUUUUUUUUUUUUUUUGCAGUUUCAGGCACUUUUCUAUUCUUCAGUGUUGUGUUAUGCCUAAAAUGUGUUCUACGGCAAAGGAUGUGUGGGUGUGGAAACUUAGCAUUUGUGCCAUAUUCAGCAGAUUAUAUGCAUUAUAUAUGAUUGAAACACUGUACAGUGAGAUUUUUAACUAUACCAUGUACAGAAGGUGUAUCAGGUAACUAACUUAUGAGUAUUUUUGAAAGACCGGUACCUCACAAAAAUAUCAAUUGGCUUCCUGCAUGGAAAAUGAUAAGGAGUUUUCUCAUGGUGCAUUUUAAUGUAGUUAUUCAGUUAUCUUAAACAUCUGUAGCAUAUUUGAACUUUUAGGCACUAAUGGUUUUAUUUAUUCUAUUGUUCAAAAAGCAGGUUGAACGAUUAAUGAAAAUUUUUUACAGGAAAAUUAACUUUAUUUAUCAUACAUAAGAAGAGUUUGAAAAUGUAGCAGCUGAUUUGAUUUUUGUGGGGUAAGCUUUUACUCAUUACUAAUUUCCUAUUAAUUUAAAAAUGUCUCCUUUACAAAGGCAUCGGUUUGUUUCUUGUCAGCACUCCUACAUUGGUAGAUCAUAAAAAUCUAAAAAGCAAACUAACUCUAAGGUUUUACACUAUGCAUGCAAAGAUGAAUCACAUACAAGAUAGUAAUCCAUGAGUGUGAACAGGUUAAGACAUGAAAACCAUCUUUGUUUAGAAAUUGUGUUAGACCAGAGUUUAUAAGGUUAUUUACAGAUUACUUAAACAAAAUGUAGCUUCAUAAUUGAAUUUCCGUGUUAUUUUUUCACAAAAAUGUUAAUCUAAUAGAAAAAUAAUUUGCCUAUAUCUGAAAAAAACCCUACUUAAAUGUUUGAGAUGUGAUGAUAUUGCAGCACCUGCCAGAAAACUUGCACAGAAUCGCUGUCUCCUUGCUGUUCCUAACGUGUCAUUGGGGCAUGAGGAACACUUGACUUUUACUUAAUCGAGUAGCUUUGACAUUUCUUACAGGUUAAGGAGUAUCUUAAUAUCUAUUUAUGUUUUUCUCGUAGGCAGCAGAGUAAGGUUUCGUUUGGUUUUUCCAAAGCUUAUUUUCCCUCUUUAAAGGGGCCAAUGUCAAGUACUGCAUCCUGGUUUUGCCCUCCCUUUCUCGUGAGCAUGAUGGGAGUCGUCCCUUGGAAAGCAGAUGGAAAUCAUCCCUUGGAAAGUAAAAUCUAUUCCCCUCAUUGUUUUAUUGCAAAAAAAAAAUAAUUCAAAAGGAGCAAAACCAGUUUCAUUUAUAUCCCAAGAUAGUACUGUGUGCUCUUGCUGCUGGAGGUUGAACAGGCACCGCUCUGGGAGCUGUGUGGACAUAAUCGAUUAUUCUGGUAAACAAACAAAAGUAAAAGGGCAUGUUCCAUUAGGUUUUCCAUAAAAAAAAAACCAAACCAAAACCCCUUUGCCAAGUGACAUGAUUUUCAUGCUGUUGUAUGAAAAGCAUAUGCAAACAAUGGGAAGUUAGGCAAACAGUGGAAAGAUUAUAUAUAUUUUUUUAAUGUACUUGACAUUCCCCCCUUUAAUGAUGUUCAGAUGGAAUCUGUCAGGUCUUUGCAAGUUGUAUUUCCUUCUCUUUUUGUUUCUCCGUAAGCUACACUGCAUUUGAAUGUGUGGCAGCAUUCUAACAUAUCGAUGUUAGGGUAGACUACGUAGUUCAUCUUCCUGGUCGAUUCAAGGAUGUAAUAUACAGAAGAACUUUCUUUCCAUUCCUGACUGUAGGAUCCACUCUCUUUACAACUUUCAGCCUUGCUUAUAUGCAAUGUGUUAAGACGGGCUGUGGAACAGGACCUCUCCAGGUGGCUGUAGAGGUCUACGCUGAGUAUAUUAAAAAAAUGGGAGCUGCUUUUAGGCAGGGACAAUGGCCAAGUGGUGUUGGUAGCGCAGCGUUCUGAUGACACUCCUCAAUUUACCUCAGUAUAGGACAACUGAUCAAUUGUCUUUGUAUAGUUGGCUUUUUUUUUUUUAAAUGACCACCAAAGAAUUUAACUUUGAUUGUCCUAAGCAGAAGGGUUUUUUUUUAAAUGUGCGAGUAGGAAAAAAAAAUAAUUGUAAGCAUCAUUUAUGCUGUAUUUACUAGAUGCCCAGGAGAGCAAAUUUUAUGCAACUCUAUGCCUUAGACUAGUGUUGGCUGUCAAAUCCAAACGCGUCUGACAAGGAGGCUCAAAUAUAUUUCAUGGGGUUUCUCUGCCAAGGUCAUGGGUUGUAACUGUGUUAAGUGUCGUGGCUCUUCUAAAGACAGACUUUUGAACCCAGUGUUACUAUCUCAUGAUUAUUAUAAUUUCCAAAUAUUGGGUUUUUUUUCCUUACUGCUGUGAAAGUCCCAGGUCCUGGAACUAAAGACAUACAUAGUUACAUUUUAAAUGAACUGAAUUAUUUACAAUUUAAUACUGAUGUUUAAAGUUCUUGAAAGAAUACAUCCCAGUAUUUAAUCAAAAAUAAGGUAAACACAUCCCCUAAAAGUAGUUAGUUUUUUAGAAAACAAGUUAUCCCAAUAGAUCUUGUGAAGCUCGAUCACCAUAUCUUUUUUUAAGUGGGUGGUAUUCAUAUAGAUGAAAUGCCCUACGCUUCAGAAAGAGGAAGAGGAGAAAUGCAUGUUUUAAAAUGGCAGCAGAUUGCUAAGUGCAUGUUUCUGUUUUGCCAUUUUCUAAUAGGAUUUUUCCAACUCUACUGUAUUCAAUUCGGGUCAUGCAAGUAUUGCCUUUACAAUGCCUAAUGCUUUCUUCUUAGAAACUGAAUGAAAUCAGGCAAACUCAUGGUUGUUGGUGUUGGGUUUUUUUUUACAAUACCUUCAAGAAAAAAAACUUGUUCAAAAAUGAAAAUUUUUAUAUGAUGGCAGUUGCAAAUUUUAUUGAUGAUGCAUUUUUAUGUAUUUCCCCUUUACCACUAUGUUUUUCCUGCACAUCACAUUCUUUCAAAGAAAAAUAUGGAAGAAUAGUAAAAUACAACUCCUAAACUCAAAACCCUUCCCAGACUAUUUCAAUCCAGUCUUUCUUACUUUGAGACUGCAGUAAAUACACUCAGUCCUGUAAAUAAUAAAUAGAAAUCAUCUUUCUCUCUCCAUCCCUGCCCAAAGAAAUUCAGACUGUAAUUCAGAAUAACUGUAAUUCAAACAAGAGGAAUUGAUAUUUCUUUUUAUAAUUGCCCGUUUCAUAUUUUCCUAUGCUUUUUGUGGAGAAAUAGAAAACCUGCCAAUUCUGACUUUUUAAUUGAACUCAGCGAUGCUAAUUCACUUAAUGAAAAUUUUAUAAUGCCUUGAUAAUGAACUGAUCUUAGCAAGGAUAAAAUGUGUUUUUUCAAUCCAUCUAGUCUUCCUUUCUGGAAGACUGGCAGGAGACCUUUUUCAUAUGUAAUGGAUAAUUAAUAUCUAAGGCAAAUAUGAGAGGACGUUCCAUAGUGUUCCUUUAAAAGUAGAUGUAAAACUACAUACUAGAGAUAGAUAGUCCCGCAACGCACAUGUAAGACAAAAACCACCACAGUGAUUGCAUUUUGCUUGAUGCUUCCUAUUAAUGAUUGCAUUACUAAUGUUUACUGCUGCUUCUGCGUUGCUCUCUCUGUGCCCCUGAGUAUUAAGUUCUUGCAUAUAAGUUUGACAGCUCUGGUAACUAGUAAUUAGCAGUGCAAAGAGUCAAUGCGAAGUCACAAGCGAUGUAUAUUGUUGAGGAUAACCGAGCUGGAGCAAUAUAUUUAACUUACAACCAGGAAAUUAUCUUGUCACUCACUCGUGUAAGCAAGAGCCACAGAAAAUUUUAUGAUUAAUUAUAAAUAUAUUUUUUUUUCACCCCAAUAACAAAGUACCUCUCAACUACAGCAUCCUGAGUGUUAGAUUUAUACCACGGGCUCUUCCAUUUUUUAAAUUCUGUUUUCACGGACUGUAUGGUUUGUGAUAUGAUUUUCAUAUCAUCAAGGUUUGAUGCUGCUUAUUCUAACUGCAAAGAUUUAAUGUUUGCAGGAACUGUACAUGACUGUGUUGCUGUCUUAAGUAAAAGGAGGAGGUUUUGGUGACUGGAGGAAGAUGAGGAGUUUGGGCGGGACUUAGAAUAUCUCCGCUGCCUCUUUGGAGAUGAAUGGUAAUAUCAGCAGGAUGGAUAAAGCAUCAUUUGGUAAUUAUCAAUAGAAAAUCUUUACUGGUUGUAUAAAUUCCUGUAUUUAUAUAUAGACUUAGCGUGGAACUUGAUCUUUUGUACUAACAGAAAAACAUUUUCUAGUUCUUUUCUACUACUGUUGCAUUAGGUUUAAUAGCUCUGUUAAUGGUUAGCUUAUGUACUUGAAAAGCUCAUUUCUGCCAUACAGAAGCCCAGUCUGUUUCUCGGAAAUUGUAUUCCAUUUGGAAGCCAUCUGGAGCCUUCCAGGAGACUGUUCCUGUAGCCAGUUGGAGCUCAUACCGAAAUUCAUAGCAACUUCCGUAGGCUUAAUACUGAUUGCCCUCAAUAUUUUAACUGAAAAAAAAAAAAAGUUUCUGAAAUUUGGGGUUUUUUUCAGCCUGUAGAAUUAAACCUAAAACAUAAUCCCCUCAUCAACUGUAAAAAAUAAAAUACUAACACUGUUAACACUUGGGCAGACAUGCCAAAAUGCUGGCAAUUACAGACCUGAGGGUAUUCCUGGACAAAUUAUCAUGAAUUCAACUGCAGUGGUUAAAGACCUACCACCUUCAAAGAUGGCAAAUGUAAAUUUAAGUGUAAAUUCAUGUAUUUACUAUUUUAAAUAAUUGGAGACUUGAUCUCCCAGUUGACAGAAACACCUUUUUAUAUAAGCUCUUUGAUGGGAUUUCGAGUUCAUAUAACCUACUGCUUAUAUUAGUGAGGGCAGAAGAAGCUGGUGCAUAAUUUAUGUUUAACACAGGUUUUAUGUCUCUCCUAAUGUUCCCACAUAGCUUCCCAGCUCCUGUGCCUGGAUGGCUUCCCAGCUGCUUGGCAAGAUGCUUGGCACACGUUCCCCCUCCCAUUCCUAUGCAGAAGAGCUGGACAGGCAGGCUAGGAAAAAGCUGUAGGACGCUCCAGGAGACCUAGAUUGACCAGGGCUUCAGGCUCCAAAGUCUAUGGUGGAGUAAAAUCCUUUUAAGUUAUACUUUGCAAUGCCCACUGAAAGCUGUAUUUAGCUCGCCGUGCCACUAACAACUGACUCCUGGAAUGCUCUUUGAAAGAGAGGUGUUUUGGCUUUGUCCAGCAGCUGUGUAAGGCUUUUGAAAAUACUCAAAAUGAUGGUAGGUAUUAGUAGGACAAGUAUGCAAGUGACUCAGCUGUGUUUUAUUCUAUGGAACAAACACUUUGGGAAAAAAAAAAUAUUUGUCAUAUGAUUGAAAGACUAGUGUUAGGAUUGAAAAGAUAGUUGAAGGAAAAAGCAAUAUGUACAAAGUUUAAACUAAUUUGAAAUUUAUUUUUUUCCAAUUGCAUUGGAAACAAUUCUUUUAGGAAGCUGUUUUUGAAUGAGGUGUAGCUAUGUUAUACUAGAGCAUGUGAACUGGAAGAUGAAACCAGGAAGAAAUGAACUAAAAGUAAAAUUGGGCAGUUUGUUUUCAUGAUGGAAACCGUGUGAGAAGCCAAAAAUUUAAUCCUUACAGUGCCCCAAAUCCCUGCUAUGAAUAUAUAAAGGGAGUUAGUGUUUUAAGUCCUACUUUUAUUAAACUAAAGUAUUAAUCAGGUAGAAAACUUUUUUAGUUUAAUUACUAACCUGACAAUGUCAUUAGCAGGGAAAGAGUUACAGAUAUGACUGUUUUUCUCCCCAUGUUAGAUGAAGUGAGCUCUGUUUGUGACUCAUUCUCCUUGCAGUUACAGUCAGUUAUGACAUGGAUGGGGAGGUUGAGGACAGCCCUGUGGACCUGCUUGGUCUCGCUUUUCAGGGAGGGAGAGCACGUUUGCUGACAAGUAGGGCCUGGGAGCUCUUCAUGAGAAUUUUAAGAAUAUAAGAUUUCUUACUGGGACAGUUUGUGAAUGUUUACAACAAGCACACAGGCGUGCGGUACUCACUGGGAAGGUUCCUAGUGGCCCUGUCCUCUCACAAGAAGCCUUCUCUGUAUUGAAACAGGCAUUUGGACUGUACCACUUUGCCAGAUUUCGGAGGAUUUUCUGCAGGUGUCUGUCACUUGUGGUGCCUAUUUUUUCUGUCUUGGAUUUCCAUCUCCUUAAAACAUGCACUUUGAACAAUGCAGUUAUCCAUAUAUGACAAAAAUUGCCAUUUUUCCCCUUAAUAAGCACAGCCUGUGAACCUGUCCUGAAAUAAUUUGUUUCAUUUUCCACUCUCUUACAUCAUGCCCUUUGAAUCCUAAAAUAGCUGAAACAUGGGACCUCCCUAGAGCUGCCAGAUACCUAGUAAUUUAGUUUGCUGAAGCUUGUAUGUUGAAGAAAUCAUCAAAGGGCAAGAUAAUACAGCAGAUGAGAUGUGAAAAGGAUGGGAUUUGUGCAUAAAAGAGUGCAAACAAUUGAGUAGCUUCUGAGAGGGCCUGAUCUCUGCAACACAUCUUCUUUGCCACUGUCGUCACACCCAAAUUAUUUAAUCAUAGAAUGGUUUGGGUUGGAAGGGACCUUAAAGAUCAUCUAGUUCCAACUCCCCUGCCAUGGGCAGGGACACCUCCCACUAGAGCAGGUUGCUCCAAGCCCCAUCCAGCCUGGUCUUGAGCACCUCCGAGACCUGAGCAUCCACAGCUUCUCUGGGCAACCUCUAAUGACCUCUAAUACUAAUUAAUGACCUCUAAUACUGGCAGCUUCCUGUCUUGAUUCAUGAUGACAGCAAACAUAUCAGUUAGUUCUAGCAAAACUUCUCACUGUCACAACUGUACGCCCAGAGCAGGUGUCUUUAAAUGUUGAGCACCGUGGAAUUGCAUGGAUGUACUUGCAGGGUGUGUUCUAGCAUUUAAAAAAGCAAAUUUAAUAUAAAGGUAUUUUAAAGGUCCCAAGAGGUUCCCAGCCCAACACAGGUGAUUUCUCUCAUUAGCCAGGUUUGUCACUUAAACUAGUAUUCCAGUCAAGUACAGCUGUUAAUUUAUUCUGCAGUAACAUCCACUCACUUGCAUGAACAGAUGCAUAACGUGCACAUGGAAGUGUUGCAGAGAUGCAACACUGUCUGCUUUUCUGCAUAACUCAUGUAUUCGGGUCUGAAUAGCGCUUUGUAGCGAAAAGCUCAAUUCAAAAACAUAUUCAAUAGAAAAUGAAAACAUCAAACAUGAUUUCUACUGAUUUAGGUAAAAAUUGCUGCACGCUCAGUAGAUUCUGCCCUUCGUUUCCCCUGUUGGCUCCACAGGAGAAUCCAUCACCUUUGCAAACAGACAGAUCUGUUGGGACUUAGGCAUGUGCUGAGCUUUAAGCAGCACUUUAGUUCCCCCUUGGAGAUUGCUCAUGUAUUUCAGUUGUAGCCUUUCUGUGUAAGCCUAUGGAGGAUUUGGGUAGGUAGAAAUUGCUCCUCACAUAGAAGUUAGCAGAUGGAUCAUCGGUGGACUUCCAGAUGCCAUACCUAUGAAUGUUGUUCUCUUGCCAGUAUUUGGUGUGCAUGUGUGUGUGUAUAUGUAGUAUCUAGUUUGUAGUGCGUAUGCGCGUGCGCACCUGUACAUAUAUUUGUAUAUACAUACCCUGUUUUGCCCAAUAUAACGACGCCAACUUGUGUGUAGAGCCAAAAAAACUUAUAACUAUACAAUGCUUGAGAUGCUGCAUUGUUUUUAUUAUAAUAUUUUUUAUAUCAGAUGAAUUGCAGGAUGUUUACAGAUGCUUAUUAAUAUUUAACUUAUACAAUGGAAUGGCAGGAUGUUUAUGAUUGUUGUCAGCUAAAGAAUUGUAUAUGAUUCUGGGUGAAAUUUUGGCUUUGUUGAAAUCCUUGGCUAAACUCCCAUUGAUCUCACUAGGGCCAAGAUUAAACCCCCCUGAAUCUAUUGUUUACUGGCUAUUUUCCUACUGUGAUAAUUUUUUUAAAGUGAGUGAAAUGUAUUUAUUUUUUUUCCCAAUGUGAAAUCUGCAGUUGCUAUUUGGAUUUUUCUACGGAACCUGCAAACUACAACACAGGUGGGAAUAUAUGCCUCAGAGAAUGUACAGAAUUUUUUCAUUGGUCUGGUCCUUGACUAUGUCUAAGAAAAUACCUUCUAAAGCAACUUUUUGUAAGAUUUAAUACAGAAUCUUCUAUAGACCGAUCACCUUUCAUACCUCUCUCCACAUAGAGGGCACUCAGCGUGGCAGGUGAAAAUAAGUAAUUAUUUACUGAUGAGUAAAAAGCAGUCCCAUCUAUUUUGUAUUCCCUACUGACUUCAUACAGCUCACCUGGCUCUGCAGAUCUGGAAUGAAACACUUGAAGUACCGUAUCCAAAAGUACCUUGUCUGAAAAAAAAAAAAAGAAGUUAUAUAGUAUAUGGCUUUAAACUUCUCAUCAAGACAUGGAGGUAUCUUCAGAGCCAGUCGGUAGAAUUAUUCUCUUAGUAUUUCAUAGAUUAAUAACAUUAUGAAAAUAUUAAGCGGUAAGGUAAAUCAGACAACUCUUUGACAGAGAAAUCACUUGUUUAGAGACAGAAGGAUGAGUUUUUUGAUAGCACCAGGGAGGAAAAAUACCCUAAUGCAGCGCUUCCUAAACCCCUUUCCAGGGUAUCUUUUUACUGCGUAUGCUCUAAGUAUAUUCUUCCUGUAAAAAAACAUAAGGCUGUGAAACAGCUAAAUAGAUGCAUCUUAAUUUCUUCAUCUAAGGCUAAAAAUACAAUUUUCAAACGAGCUAUCAUGCACUUUGAAAUAUAUACGUGUCUGGAACAGGUAAGUUUGUAUUCACCGUAGAUAGUCAUCAUGCAGUAGGAUUUGUAAACUGAGGUAGUUCAUGCCAACGUUACCCAAAAGCUGAAGAAACAGCCAGCCAGGCGUAUUCCCCCGUGAGGCUCCUUCUGAAGACAUCUGUGCAAAUGCCCACCACUCCCGGGGAUCUUUUCCUGUAAUUUUGUUUAAGAAAGGAUCCUAUCCAGAUUCCUACUCCUGCCCUUGUUAAUAAGGAAGGAAGUAUGCGCCUUGGUUGAACUUCCCAGGAGUUUGUUGGCUAUAGAAAUGGACCUCAAAAGAAGAAAUGGUUGAGGCAAUCAGUAGGCUUGUGGAGGAUACGCAGGGCUCUGCCUGGCCUCACUGGUUGGCUAAUGUGGAUCCAAUUACAGAUUUGGGGGGAAAAGAAGCUCCUCUUGUGCUCCUGCUGUGGUCAGUGGCCAACUUCCAUGGUUAUCAGUGGGAGCAGAUGGGCACCUGAGUGAGCGGACAGUUUUCCUUUCACAUGUUCCUUCUCUUUCUGUAAUUCUAAUCGGGUCUGGAGUUCAGGCCUCACUGUUAUUUGUCCGAAAGGCCGGGAGGAGUAGAGGAGGUGGUGAGGAAACGAGGAGGAAGUGGCCGGAGGUCUGCAUUCUGCCUUCAGGUUCCUGCCGCGGAGCUGGUGCAAGCCUUGGGGGCAACUCAGUUCACCUUUGUGUGCCUCACCUUCUCCGCCGGUGGGAGCCAGGACGCUUGCCCACCUUUGUACAGCCCCAUCCCCACAUCCCCGCCAAAAAACCUAUAGGUGAGCAGUGGUAUGUAAGCGGCUAAGUUUUACUGACACUAUUAUAUGUAGUAUAAAUAAAUAACUUUUGUCCGUAACACUGCAAAAAUGGCUUUUCCUAGUUUCAGUUCUGACUAUCUGACGACAUUCUGGGCAGUCAGUUCUGAAGCUCAGCGAUCGCUCUAGUACUUAACAAUUACACACAUAGCGGGCUCUGUUUGCUGCAGAAAAGAGUAAAACUUUAAACUGCCUGAAAAAACUUGCCAAUGAAGUAUAUCUAACAGAGCAAGUUUUAUUUACUUGUAAUAACGGUAAGGAACAGUGAAUUUUGUUUGUUUACAUACUGUUUACAAUGGCACAGUUUUAUUUUUAAUAUAUAAAAAAAAAACAAUUGAGGUAUUUAUUGCAUAUACUAUUUUAAAGAUGUUUUAUGUGUUUUCACCUUUGGAAUAUAUUGUUACAUUUCCUUGUACAGAUAAUUUGGGUGGCUUUGUUAAUAUAGUUAGUAAUUUUUAUGACUACUAAGUGACCAGUUUUCUGUGCCUUUUUAUUGUUGGAUGCAUGAUUACAUAUUUAUUAUUGUAUGGAAGUCACUGAGAUGUGUAUUUUUGUAUUCUGCUGGAAGCAAUGGUUGAUUUUAUUGUACAUGAUAAGAGAUGCCUUCCAUAAUGGGCACUCGUAUGAGAUCUUCCUUCUCAAAUAAACAGAAUGCAUUCAAUGUA